UAUUUUUUGAUUUGGGAUUCAUUUGCUUAUGAUCAAUUCCUUUUCUGUUUGAUUUUGUGAUGAAUACUUAUCGUUUUGUUUGGUUUCUUAGAGGCCUCAUCGUGUCUUUGUGUUGUUUUUUUCUUUCCUCUUUAGGCGCGAUUUCUGGGCGAUUCUGAAAUGGGUUUUGAUUUUUACAUAACUUUCAAUAAUGGGUUCUUUAUAUUUUCCAAGACAUGCAACGGUUCAAUUAAGGAGGGGUGGGUUUAUUUCAUGGUGGGGUCCUUCCCCUUUUUGCUUUCUAUCAAUACUCCUCUAAGAUUCUUUUAGUUCUUUGUUUUUAAUUGCUCAUUGACUUCUCCACGCCUUAAUUGCACUCCACACACGCCUCCAGGUUUCUAAUUUGUAUUUCUCUUGUCUAUUUUCACUGUUUUUAGAUUUCUGCCUUCUUGUGUUUCUCCAAAAGCUUGAAUCAUAGGAUUUUUGUUGGAUCCAUUUGUAUAUAUGUUUGAUUUAAUCUGUUCCAUUGUGAUAUUUAAGCUGUGGAAUGGAAGGGUUUGCAGUGGUGAGUUUGUUGAUGAUCUUGCAUUUAAAAUCCCUUUACAAAGGCUAUGAACAUAGCCUUUGGUAUAGGUUUAAUGCAUUAUUAUUAGCAAACAGUCUGUAAAGUUUGGAGAAUUGUAUGGGAUUAUAUUUGUGUAAAAGGGGUUUGACUUGAGAUUUGAGUAUCUCUUUUGGACUUUGAAGAACAGGCAUCCAUUUGAUGGGUGAAAUAUUUAGCAAGCUGUAUCGUUUCAAGAAAUGGCCAUGGGACCUGACGGACACAAACGAGCAAGGAAAAGAAAUCAUUUGGUUCAAGAAAUUGGUGAUUAUAAUUCAUUAAGCUUGGGUGAAGAUCUCGAUCCUUGGACUGCAUGGGCGUACAAGCCUCGUACGAUAUCGUUGUUACUUAUUGGUGCAUGCUUCCUUAUCUGGGCCAGUGGAGCCCUUGAUCCUCAAAAGGCGGCGCAUGAGGAUAGUGCUACAUCUGUUAAAAGGGGCGUAUGGGCUAUGAUUUCAGUAUUUCUUGCCUAUUGUUUGCUGCAAGCCCCGUCGACGAUUCUGAUUAGGCCACAUCCAGCAAUUUGGCGUUUGGUACAUGGAAUGGCUGUCAUUUAUUUGAUAGCGCUUACGUUUUUGCUUUUUCAGAGUCGUGAUGAUGCUCGACAGUUUAUGAAGUUUCUUCAUCCUGACCUCGGUGUUGAGCUACCGGAAAGAUCUUAUGGUGCCGAUUGUCGCCUUUAUUUACCUGAAAAUUCCAGAAGCAGGUUUAAGAAUGUUUAUGAGACACUUUUCGAUGAAUUUGUUCCAGCUCAUAUAAUUGGAUGGUGGGGCAAGGCUAUAAUGAUUCGUAACCAAGCUCUACUAUGGGUGUUGUCGAUCGGGUUUGAAAUGAUGGAGCUAACCUUUCGCCACAUGCUACCGAACUUUAACGAAUGCUGGUGGGACAGUAUCGUUCUUGAUAUUUUGAUUUGUAACUGGUUUGGCAUCUGGGCAGGAAUGCGUACUGUUCGAUACUUCGACGGUAAAACAUACAAGUGGGUCGGUCUAAGUCGUCAACCUAAUAUUAUUGGGAAAGUUAAACGGACACUGGGACAAUUCACACCGGCGCAGUGGGACAAAGAUGAGUGGCACCCAUUGCUUGGUCCAUGGCGUUUCUUUCAAGUUAUAAGCCUUUGCAUCAUCUUCCUGACAGUAGAGCUCAAUACAUUCUUUUUGAAGUUUUGUCUUUGGGUACCCCCUAGGAAUCCUGUGAUCAUAUAUAGACUAGUCUUGUGGUGGCUAAUCGCGAUCCCAACAAUUCGCGAGUAUAAUUCCUACCUUCAAGAUCGAAAGCCUGUGAAGAAAGUCGGCGCAUUUUGUUGGCUGUCGCUUGCAAUUUGUAUCAUUGAGCUUCUUAUUUGUAUAAAGUUUGGACAUGGUUUAUAUCCCAAACCAAUGCCCGUUUGGCUGGUAAUCUUCUGGAUCGCUGUCGGGGCUGCAGUCGUAUUAUUCCUUCUAAUUUGGUCGUGGCAAUUGCAUCGGAGUUUAGCAAGAAAGAAGCUAUGAUCUCUCAGCAGUGGUGGUAGGCUAUUCUUUGGUUUCUUCUUGUCACAAGGGGUAUUCCCAUGUAUAUAUUUUACCCACAGUGAUUGUACUUGAGUUUCCUCUCAGAAAAUGGACUAAUUUCCCAGAUGAGCAAGAAUUAUGUUUCUUGAGUGGAAAGUUUUCUAUAUAGUAUUUUUCUUUUUCUUA
This is a messenger RNA of Cucurbita pepo subsp. pepo (vegetable marrow), 2253 nucleotides long. Its product is annotated as CDP-diacylglycerol--serine O-phosphatidyltransferase 1. The record is from RefSeq and is a predicted model, not a curated record. Gene Ontology annotation, biological process: phosphatidylserine biosynthetic process. Gene Ontology annotation, molecular function: L-serine-phosphatidylethanolamine phosphatidyltransferase activity. NCBI's taxonomy places the organism in Eukaryota, Viridiplantae, Streptophyta, Magnoliopsida, Cucurbitales, Cucurbitaceae.